Molecule: messenger RNA, 2148 nt
Organism: Pangasianodon hypophthalmus (striped catfish)
Lineage: Eukaryota; Metazoa; Chordata; Actinopteri; Siluriformes; Pangasiidae
Gene: fastkd2
Product: FAST kinase domains 2
Exons: 12
Coding region: 198-2126 (642 amino acids)
Biological process (GO): mitochondrial RNA processing; regulation of mitochondrial mRNA stability
Cellular component (GO): mitochondrial matrix; ribonucleoprotein granule
Molecular function (GO): RNA binding
Source: RefSeq, a predicted model, not a curated record
CCUAAAUACGGUCGCAUUACAAAUCCCUUGGUGUUCACUACACAAGUGCACUGUAUUGUAUGCCUUGUACAGUCUAUGUAGUGCACUCUUUUUAAAUUAGAGAUGCGUUUGGGAUUCAACCGGUGUAUCCAUGUGAAAGAAAUGGAGCGGAUAACAUAGUGAAGGGUCCAGCUGUAUUUCGGAUUAGUUUUAUCAACAUGAAUGUCUUCCUGAUGAGGUCACGUGAGAUGUUCAGGUUUCCUGCCAUCUUGGGCAGAUUUGUAUCACUUUCCCAGAGCAGGACUGCUAUCCAGAUUCCCAGAUCCACAAACCCAUGUUUAUUGAGCUGCUCAUGGUCUGGGAGAACCUUACAAGGCUCUACGUUUAACAGUGUUCGAUAUUUCUGUCAACAAGAAACACAUACGUUGAAUUAUAAUGACCAGACUGAGAGUCUAAGCCUGCAGGUUCCUGAUUUAGCAGCCUUUAAAACGGACCCGAGAGCCGCUUUCUCCCAGGAGCUCAAGGAGUGCCGGUCGCCUUCGGACGUGUUGGAUCUGGUGGAGCGGUGCAACGUGGCCCACUGGUGCAUCAACAGCAGCUUGACCCGGAUGUGGCACACUACCAAGACGAUAUCGGAUGAGCAGAGGCACUGGGAGCUCCGUCUCAUGGCCGAGCAUCCGACCUUCGAAAAGCUGUGCCACAGUGCCAGGAUCAACGCGCCGCGCAUGCGUAGCCACAACCUGGCGUUUACUCUGCGCGCCUUGGUCAAGCUCGGGGUCUGUCAGAGCAGCUACGUGGUGCAGACUAUCCUCCGUGUCAUCCAGGAACGGCUGAACGAGUUCGAAAACGAGAAGGCGCUCUCGGUCCUGGCCGCCUGCUUCGCAGAGAUGGAAAGCAGCAAAAACACCGAUGCGCUCAAACAGGGCUUAAAGCUUAUACUGGAGGAACGGAUUCCUACCAUCCAGAGCGUGAUGCUGCUCCACACCACCAUGCGCCUGUUCGGGAAAGACGCCUCGGCGGCCGUAAAGCAGAAGCUGGAGAAGAAGGCUCUGUCUAUGGUGGAUCAGUUCACACUGCUCAACGUGCAGUACAUGCUGGACACGUUGGCCGUCAUCCGCCUGCAUUCCAAACCACUGCUGGACAUCUGCAGCAAGAAGCUAGCUGAGAAUGUGCACAGCAUUUCCUUCACCAGGCUGAUGGCGAUGCUGAAGUCCUGCAGCGAUCUCCAAUACAGGAACUUGCAUCUCUUUACGUCCAUCUCUGAAUACCUGGCCAGCACGCUCCCCAUGUGGAACAACAAACAGGUGCUGCUCAUACUGUUGGAGUUUACGAGACUUCGGUUUCGGCCCAUCGCUCUGAUGGACGCGUUUGCCGAGAGAAUCAUCCAGAAGCCGGACAGCCUCACGCUCCGGGACCUGCAGGGCGUUCUGAAGUCCUACUCCUUCCUCAACCACCAUCUGAAGGACAAUCAGCAGGCAUUUCUGGAGAGUGUGACGCACGUUCUGCAGUCCUAUCUGCCCAAGAUGUCCAGCACGGACCUGCUGAAGGCCGUCAGCUGCCUCUGUGUGUUUAGACACUUCCCUCAGGCUCCUCUGGAGAAGCUGCUCCGGAAGGAGGUUCUGGAUGAGCUGCUAAAGGAGGAAAGUCCGUUUUAUGCACGACAGGAGCGACUGCUGCGGACGCUGGAUCUGUGUUUACGCCUGGAUGAUCCCGCCCUCCCUCUCUCUGUCCCGCCCUUCGCACUCCUCCAUCGCUCCCCUCCGCAGGGUCGCCCCGUGAACCCCGCGCUGCUCCUCACUCUGAAGAACCUGCUCGGGGAAGGAGCAGUGACAGACUCCGUCAUCGAAGAAGGACACUACUUCAUCGACUGUGUGGUCACGCUGCCUCCGAAAACAGAAGAAGAGCAAACCGCAAGGAUUGCGUUGCUGUGCGCCUCCCCGACCUCGUUCUGCUUUGGUACGUCGCAUCCCGUCGGCGCCGCGGCGCUAAACAUCCGCCACCUCAAGCUCCUGGGUUAUGAACCGGUCCUGGUGCCGAUGCAGGAGCUCGUGUCUCUGACCGCUGAGGAGAGGACUGACCUGCUGAAGAAAUUAAUUUUUCCCGAACAAGAAAAGUUCACGUGCGUCCAGGACUGUGAAGUGAAAUAAUUAAAAGCUGUGUCUUCUUUAA